This is a messenger RNA of Plasmodium gonderi, 1332 nucleotides long. RefSeq names its product CAMP-dependent protein kinase regulatory subunit. Lineage: Eukaryota; Apicomplexa; Aconoidasida; Haemosporida; Plasmodiidae. Bases 1 to 1332 code for a protein of 443 amino acids. Gene Ontology annotation, cellular component: cAMP-dependent protein kinase complex. The record is from RefSeq and is a predicted model, not a curated record. Gene Ontology annotation, molecular function: cAMP-dependent protein kinase regulator activity. The transcript has 3 exons. Gene Ontology annotation, biological process: regulation of protein phosphorylation.
AUGUGUGGCGAAAACUGCAAAGAAAUGAGACAAGGGAAGAAGGAGAUUUCAGAUGAACAGAAUUCAUCAAACAUGAAUGACAAAGAUAUACAGGAGCAAUUUGAAAAAUAUGAAGAAAAAAUAAGACGAAAUAGUAAAAAAAACAUUCUUAGCGAUAAAUCUAUGGGAAGUGUUGAUGAAGGGGAAAGUAAUAUAUCCAAUUCAUCCUCUACAAAUAAACGAGAAGAUGGAAAUUCACAAAAUAAGUCAACGGAUAAUGACAUCCAGAACGAAAAUGAAUGUUCAAAGAUGAACCCCCAUAUCAACCUUUCCUCAAAUAAGAAAAACAUAAUAAAUGAUGAAUUCUCCAGUGAUGGUGACGAAACGGAAUGCCUAAGCGAAGUAGAUAAGAAAGAAAUUGAAAUUAAAGAACUGGAUCUAGAUAGAUUAAGUGUCAGACAGAGCAAACGAUUGUCAGUAAGUGCUGAGGCAUACGGAGAAUGGAACAAAAAAAAAUUGAAUUUUGUUCCAAAGGUUUAUAAGAAAGAAGAGAGUGAGAAAGCGAAAUUAAGAGAAGCGCUAAAUGAAUCCUUCUUAUUUAACCAUUUGAACAAAACAGAAAUGGAAACAAUUGUAGAUGCAUUUUUUGAUGAACAUGUUGAACCAAAUGUAAAUAUAAUCAACGAAGGAGAUGAUGGUAAUUUGUUAUAUGUAAUUGAUCAAGGAGAGGUAGAAAUUUACAAAACUAAAGGAAAGGAAAAAGAAAUAUUAACACUUUUAAAACCUACUGAUGUAUUUGGAGAAUUAGCUCUAUUAUAUAAUUCAAAAAGAGCUGCAACUGCAAAAGCAUUAACAAAAUGCCAUUUAUGGGCAUUAGACAGAGAAUCAUUUACAUAUAUAAUCAAGGAUAACGUAGCGAAAAAAAGAAAAAUGUACGAAGAUGUGUUAAAGCAGAUUACUAUAUUGAAAGACAUGGAUCCAUAUGAGCGAUCUAAGGUUGCUGAUUGUUUAAAAACAAAAACCUUCUUAGAUGAAGAAAUAAUUAUAAAUGAAGGUGAACAAGGUGAUACAUUUUACAUACUCAUUGAUGGAAAUGCUUUGGCCUUAAAAAAUAAUACUGUCAUUAAGACAUAUAAUAAGGGCGAUUAUUUUGGAGAAUUAGCUCUUUUGAAAAAUCAACCCAGAGCUGCUACUGUAAAGGCAAAAAACACUUGCCAAGUCGUUUAUCUAGACAGAAAAAGCUUUAAGAGACUUCUAGGUCCAAUAGAAGAAAUCUUGCAUAGAAAUGUGGAAAAUUAUAAGGCCGUACUCAAACAGCUGGGAUUGGACACGGCUUGCAUUGAAGGCAAUUGA